This is a messenger RNA of Brassica oleracea var. oleracea, 2232 nucleotides long. Its product is annotated as primary amine oxidase-like. Bases 1 to 2232 code for a protein of 743 amino acids. The transcript has 6 exons. Gene Ontology annotation, molecular function: copper ion binding; primary methylamine oxidase activity; quinone binding. Lineage: Eukaryota; Viridiplantae; Streptophyta; Magnoliopsida; Brassicales; Brassicaceae. Gene Ontology annotation, biological process: amine metabolic process. The record is from RefSeq and is a predicted model, not a curated record.
AUGGAGCCAAAGUCCUUCCGUUUGUUUCUUCUCACCACAACGGCUUGUUUCAUCCUCAUUUUCACUUCCACUAACUUCACUCACGCACCGUCGUCCAUGACAAGGAUUUUUGACUGCACAAACUCAUCCUUUUCACAUCUUUGCACCACAAGAAACUUCCUUUUCAACAAACAUAUUCGACCCAUUCCUAAAAACAAUCCUAAACCAAACCCAAAAAACCAUGACCACCUUUCUGAUACACCAAAACAUCCUCUAGACCCCCUCACGUUGGUCGAGAUACAAAAAGUCCGAUCAACACUCUCCUCUCACGCACUCUUCGCCUCACGUGCACCACACGCACUUCAUUCCGUCGUACUCGAAGAGCCAGACAAGAAUCUCGUACGACAAUGGGAGAAAGGAAACGCACUCCCACCAAGAAAAGCCUCUGUGAUAGCACGUGUCGUUAGCGACUCGCACGUGCUCACCGUUGAUUUAUCUACUGGUCACGUCGACAUAGUGGAUAGUCCAGUUCGUGUGUUGGGUUUCCCGGUUAUGACCGUUGAGGAGAUGAGCGACGCCACAUGGGCACCUUUCUCAAACACGGAGUUCAACCGUACGAUCAUCUCACCUGGACUUAAUCUAACGGACGUGAUUUGUUUCCCGAUAUCCAGUGGCUGGUAUGGUAACAAAGAAGAAACUUCGAGGUUAAUUAAGAUUCAAUGUUACUUAACACAAGGCACGGCUAAUUUCUACAUGCAACCAAUCGAAGGUUUGACUCUACUUUACGAUUUAGACACAAAGCAAAUCCUCGAAGUAUCCGAUACGGGUCGGGCAAUACCCAUACCCAGUCCAAACAAUACCGAUUACCGUUUCGCCAGUGUUCCGACCCUGGAUAAAAUCCGAAUCCUCAACCCAAUAUCCAUGGAGCAGCCACGUGGACCAAGCUUCGUAAUCGAAGACAACCAUCUAGUAAAAUGGGCAAACUGGGAGUUUCACUUAAAACCCGACCCGAGAGCCGGGUUGAUCAUAUCCCGGGUCAGGUUUCACGACCCGGAUACACAAGAGACACGUGAUGUGAUGUACAAAGGGUUUGUGUCGGAGCUUUUUGUUCCCUAUAUGGAUCCAUCGGAGGCUUGGUACUUCAAGACUUAUAUGGACGCAGGCGAGUAUGGUUUCGGGUUACAAGCGAUGCCGCUUGAGCCGCUUAACGAUUGUCCGAGAAACGCUGUUUAUAUGGACGGAAUAUUCGCUGCGGCUGACGGAACGCCGUACGUGAGAGAGAAUAUGAUAUGUGUGUUUGAGAGUUACGCCGGAGAUAUUGCAUGGCGUCACUCAGAAAAUCCCGUCACCGGCUUACCGCCGAUAAGGGAAGUAAGACCAAAGUUGACGCUUGUGGUACGAAUGGUAGCCUCAGUGGGUAACUACGAUUACAUCUUUGAUUAUGAAUUCGAAACUGAUGGGCUUAUGAGACCUAAGGUCGGGCUCAGUGGAAUCUUGAUGGUUAAAGGGACAACGUAUGAGAACAAGAACCAAGUGAAGAAAGACAAAGAAGGUAAUGAAGAAGAGCUUUAUGGCACCAUUCUAUCUGAAAAUGUAAUAGGAGUAAUUCACGACCACUACGUCACUUUCUAUCUUGACCUCGAUGUCGAUGGCCUGGAUAAUUCGUUUGUGAAAGUGAACCUAAAGAGGCAGGAGACUAAGCCGGGUGAGUCACCAAGGAAGAGUUACAUGAAAGCUGUUAGGAACAUUGCAAAAACUGAAAAGGAAGGCCAGAUCAAGCUUAGCUUGUACGAUCCAUCAGAAUUCCACGUCAUCAAUUCUGGUAAAACCACUAGGGUCGGUAACCCAACGGGCUACAAGAUUGUACCUAGAGCCACGGCUGCUAGUUUGCUUGACCACGAUGAUCCGCCGCAGAAGAGAGGAGCUUUUACCAAUAACCAAAUAUGGGCCACUCCAUACAAUAUGUCUGAGCAAUGGGGUGGUGGUUUUUUCACCUACCAAAGUCAUGGUGACGAUACUCUUGCAGUUUGGUCUGAGAGGGAUAGAGACAUAGAGAAUAAAGACAUAGUGGUAUGGUACACACUUGGAUUUCAUCACAUUCCAUGUCAAGAAGAUUUCCCAAUAAUGCCCACGGUUUCUUCUAGCUUCGAUUUGAAGCCUACAAAUUUCUUCGAGCGCAAUCCAAUCCUUCAAGCUUCUCCGUACUUCGAACGUGACCUUCCAGUUUGCGGAACAGAAUCUGUUUCUGCUUAA